AUGGAACCAGGUAUUCAACCCCUCCGAUGCGAUUCUUUGGUCGAUGCGUCUUUACCCACCUACAAGCAAGUCAUCACCGAUCAUCCUUCAGCUAAGAAAUCCGUCAGGCCUGCGAUUAAAAAGAAUCCCCGAGCAGCUCCAAAGAAAAAAUCUAAAGCAAACAGGAAAUCGCCCAGCCCAGAGCUCAAUGAUGAAGACGAAGACCACCCGACUCAAAAAGUUAUGGUGUCGACCUCAUUCAAGCUUUUUGUCUUGGAUGCCAAUAAGUCCAAGAAGGCGAAAAAAGUGUGGCUUCUCAUCAGCCCACCAAAUCCAAUCGAAAUUGAAAUCAUUGCGAGUCCAUCGGAACUGGCCACGACAUUUGAACAGUUCAAAACUCUGGUCACCACCAACUGCGAAUCAGCGGUAACCAACACCGGUCACAUUCUCAAUGAUGGCUUAUUGACUGGCUCUCCAGAUAUCAAUUGGUUUGUUUCCAUUGCUCGCGUCGAGGGCUUCAAGAAGGGGAAACCAUUCCCACUCACAAAUGGGGCGGCAUUUGACUCUUGGAUCGAGGCACUUGCGGCAGUCGAGGCUGAUGAGUCCUGUUUAACAAUUGAGAUGACAAAUCCAAACAAGGUCGCCAAGCUGCAGCAUGAUGCUGAGGUCCUAGCGAAGGACGCGGCACGCAAGGAGGCCAAGCGGCUAAUCAUUGCGGCUAGGGAAAAAAGGGCACUGGAGGGUGAUACCAACGUCGGAAAGCGCAAGCGACUGGAUGGGGAAUCUGAUGACGAAGACGAUGGCUCGGGGGACGAGGUCUAUUAUGACAACGACGCUGUCAAACUCGUGAUGAGACAGCUCUAUGCCACUCAUUCAGCUAAUGCCUUGUACGAUCGUCACAUGCCGGUAUACAUCAACCCGUUGAAUCACUCGGAAUUCUUUCUGCUGUCCCAUGGCACUUGCCAGAAAUGGGCUAGAGCAAUAACCAAGGUGACCGCUGGGGUAUCGCUUCAAUCACCCCCAAAGGAUUUCAAGUUUGAUAAUCUGCCAACAAACAACGCCUCCGCUGGUUGGAAAACCGGUCCUGCGGCCCCCACCUCAACCCAAUGUGCCCAUGGGUCACAUUCUUGUUCCCAUCGGCCCUCCCCACCACCAAGCUCUGACGGACCUGACCCUGUCAAGGACGUUGGAAUUCACGAGUAUGUUCAGUUCAUUGGCUUGAGGAACACUGACGAGGUUGUCAAUCUCCUCGUGCAGAACGACUUGCAAAAUUACAAGAUCUUUCGAUCUCGAAACCUCGAUCGACCCGCUCUUCGAGCUCUUGGAUUGACUCUGGGUGUCGUCACUCAGUUAUGCAAUUGUGUUUCCAAGUUUGAAAGGCACUUGGCCAAACAAGUGCUUAUAGCCUCCGCUUAG
This is a messenger RNA of Puccinia graminis f. sp. tritici CRL 75-36-700-3, 1395 nucleotides long. RefSeq lists its product as uncharacterized. The record is from RefSeq and is a predicted model, not a curated record. The coding region runs from base 1 to 1395 and encodes 464 amino acids. The transcript is spliced from 3 exons. NCBI's taxonomy places the organism in Eukaryota, Fungi, Basidiomycota, Pucciniomycetes, Pucciniales, Pucciniaceae.